This is a messenger RNA of Pisolithus orientalis, 1631 nucleotides long. RefSeq lists its product as uncharacterized. The transcript is spliced from 3 exons. The record is from RefSeq and is a predicted model, not a curated record. Lineage: Eukaryota; Fungi; Basidiomycota; Agaricomycetes; Boletales; Pisolithaceae. Bases 120 to 1271 code for a protein of 383 amino acids.
AGCGACCAGCGUCGUCAUUCCCAGUGACUCAUUGACACGACAAGUUGGCCAGUUGUUGAUAUCGCCAACGCUCUACUAGCUAGUUGCUGAUUUUCGCCAAAUCUGUACAGACGACCUAAAUGUCGAGAAGUACUGCUCCAACCUCUCCUUCGAUACCGACGCCCUCAAUAUCUGCCAGCCCCCAGGCUGCAGACGGCGCUCCCAACGAAGCCUUCGAAGCUCUCAUCGAUCUCUUGGCCUCCGACGGGAUAGACGAUGUACCACCGGCGUCUGCUGUUCCCCGCCGGGCUCGAAGUACUUCAGGCGGUGCUGUGCUCAGAGAUGCAUCUGGAAGACUUGAUUUUGAGAAGAUAUGUAGUAUGUUUGAAUGGCAAAACUUGACUGCGAGUCAAGGAGGGGCACCAGUGGGGUCUAUCGUGCCAGAUCAACAGGUGCCAGACUCUCUUGGAGAAAGUGUCAAGACAGGUGUGGACGACCGGCGAGAUUGUCAGGUAGAGAACGCAGCUGCUUUGCAAGAAAAUCCCGUUACCUCCACCAUACAAGAUUCGGUACCAGACAGAAAUGGACGUCCUAACGGAGACAAUGCACUUCACUCAAAUGAUGCCCCGCAGCUUCCCGAUGUUCUGACCACGCGCUUUUCAUUCGAUCAGUUGAAUGACGCACUCGACAGUGCCCACGACGAGAUGCGCACUCUUCAUCGUCAGUAUGACGAAUUACGAACGCUGGUGGCGGAGAGGUUUGGGAAGGGGAAGAAACUCGGAGGGCCGGAACAGAAAAUGACACAGAAGGUGGAGAGAGAAGCCCAAGUGAAAGAUUCUGCUGCUCCAUCUGAUUUACGAGUACCGGACACCAUCGUACAGAAUGGAGCAGAAACUGGAUCUCAGAUCGCCAUCGAAGGAAGUUCCUAUCACGAUCCAAAGCAAGGUGGAGAUGACAAUCUCGCCACUGAGAUCGCUCGACUCUCUGAGGAGGACGCAAAACGAGCGUUGACGGCUAUCGCAAGUAUGACGAACGUUCGCCCUUCGCUUUUGCUUUCCGAAGACUUUGGUUCUGCACCCUCCAAGCUGUCGCCACGCACUCGUGGCAACUUGGGUCUGCAAGACAUAUCGCAUGCCCUUGAUUUCGUGGAACGAGUUGACGAAAUUGUCUGGCGACGAUCCUCAAUACCGAUAAAGUCUUCUCUUGAUCCCGUCUUUUCGGCGGGCAACGUGGAGGGGCUCUUGUCUCGCCUUGAACUCUGGGAGAGAAUGGUCCGACGUUCUUCAGUUUGAAAUCUGGUUACACCUCAUGUGCGACAACUGUCGGCGGAGACGAGUAUCAAUGGAAUAGAGUUGUGCUCUUCCGGUACGACUAUGAAUCAUUCCGAUUCUUCGUACUGGUUACGGCAAAUGGCCGGUUUGGAACGCGAACUACGUGGCCCAGGUACCUCCCCGCAGGAGUCAGCUCAGAUCCGUUCGUUUUUCUCUCACUCUCCUACUUCGAGUGUGGCGCCUUGCGGUGUUCUACCUAUUCUGGCCUGCUGGGGGCUUGUAACGCUCAAUUAUCAUGGUGGCUGUAUGGACCCUGCUCGGGUAGCGCAUCUUUACGCUAAAUUGAAUAAGCGCAGUUUACAUCGUGGUUAACGCACGGAC